AUGCGUCCCGACGAUCCAAAAUGCUGGAUCGAAUACUUUUACGUUCCUGCCCUCAACACAACUCUUGACUCACGACUCAAUACCACUCUCAACUUCAUGGUUCGUCUCGCUAAUCCAAACAGUGACCAAGGAAUCUACUACGACGAUGUCCACCUUUCCUUCUCCAACACUACCAAUACCUCGAUCGCUAACUACACGGUGUCUCGAUUCUACCAAGGACUCAAGAAGAAAGCCAAGAAGUGGGGUCAGGUUCUGCCUUUGAACAAGCAUAGGGUUUUACGAGCGGUUUUGCCUAAUGGAUCGGCGGUUUUCCGGUUAGGUUUGAAGACGCAAGUGAGGUUCAAAAUUGCGUUUUGGAAAACAAAGAGGUAUGGGAUCGAGGUUGGUGCUGAUGUUGAAGUCAACAGAGAUGGUGUUAAAGCUUAUGAUAAAGGAAUUAGGAUGAGGAAAUAUGAUGUUUAA
Thlaspi arvense is the source of this 462-nucleotide messenger RNA. Lineage: Eukaryota; Viridiplantae; Streptophyta; Magnoliopsida; Brassicales; Brassicaceae. The record is from the annotation of a GenBank genome assembly.